Pocillopora damicornis (cauliflower coral) is the source of this 1283-nucleotide messenger RNA. RefSeq lists its product as uncharacterized. The record is from RefSeq and is a predicted model, not a curated record. Lineage: Eukaryota; Metazoa; Cnidaria; Anthozoa; Scleractinia; Pocilloporidae.
AUGAAAGUGAAUCAUGUCGCCAACACCUACAGUUGCUUCCUCUUCAUUUUAUGUCGUUUUCUCUUCGCAUACAGUGUGGCCGAGUUAUCAAAUUUCAAGAAUUCUUACUCGGAUGGAUAUUUUUUGUUUGGUAAUCCGGUGCCUUUUCGUCGCCAUCAAUUAAACUCUUCAUCAAACAUAUCUUACGAAGUUGAAAGCGAAGAGGAAUGUCUUUUAGGAUGUAUCAACACUUCAAACUGCCAGUCUGUGAAUUUCAAGAUAGCCGCUGGGAAUGAUGGAAGGUUUCUCUGUUAUUUACUAGACACUGAUAAGUUUACCUUCCCGCAAUUAUUCAAUGUGAGCGGAGAUUUUCACCAUUACAGCUUCACGUCCCCUUGCCAGAACGAUCCAUGUUUGAACGGAGGGACCUGUUACUCAGUGAGAGGCCAGUAUGACUUCAAAUGCACCUGCCCGCCGGGUCUACAAGGAAAACUUUGCAACAUCUCAUAUCAAAGCUGUAUCGAAUUACUCAACGCUGGAUAUAUUCUGAGUGGAGUUUACGUCAUCAAGCCUAGCCAGUCAGAAGGGUUGAUAAGUGUCUACUGUGACCAGUUCAGUAGAGGAGGAGGUUGGACGAUGGUUUUUAAACUGGUGUCCGGCGUUUCCACUAUUCCUCACCAGCUAUGGACAUCGUCGAGUGUUUUGAACGAAGACAAACCAGAAGCACUGACCACCAAUUCAGAUUUAAAAGCUCAUUACAAGAACCGCAUGGUGACGAACUGGCAGACUGUGAACCCUACCGAGGCACGAGUGGCGCUGUACACAGAAGGGAAAGAAGAUCUUUCUAUUGUCUUCAAUUCUACAAGCUCUAACAACGUCAAUUGGUUCUCAGAAACUCGCGUCACUGACUCUCCCUGGACAGAUCUCAAUACUGAACCGCUUCUUUACUUCUCAAUCGAAGGCUGCUGUACUAAAAGAGACUUCUAUAUCGUCAGGAACCAUGGAGGCUGUUCUGAAGAUGCAGGUUGGCUCGCCACAGCUUCCGCAAAUUGUGACUGGGAGGGAAAAUAUCCGGAAUCAACCACAUUGUACAGUAAACUGACGACCUAUACUUCCUUCAAACGCACAGAAAACAUGGGCACCGCUGAUGUUAUGGUGGUAUAUAUUCGUUAAGCAACGAUAAUGUGUCUUAAAUCUGCAGUUCAGCACGUUUACAAGUCUCAGAGUUAAACUGCAAAGAAACUUUGCCUCCACCUUAGUUCAAAGCUAGAUUAUAGUAGGAUAUAUACUCCAGAAUCCACAGA